UUGAGACCACUCCCAGGGGCAGACCAAUAGACCUGUCCGGUCUUGCUGUGGGUGUGGUCUCUCCUCUCUAUAAAUAUCCAUCGGGAAUCUGGGAUCAUACACAGUCUACGGAGCAACACUGACUCUUCAUUGCUUUUGGUGGACACGACUUCAACAUGACAACUCUACGUUCCCUUGCUGUGAUUGCUGCCAGUCUGUUGGUGGUUCAGAUCAUCUCAUUCUCUACAGCUCAAGUCUGUGACCAGCCUCCAAAACGCGGUCCAUGUAGGAUGCACAUAGAUCGCUAUUAUUAUAAUCAGAAGACAAAAACUUGCAAAAAAUUCAUCUAUGGCGGUUGUCAAGGAAAUGGAAACAAUUUUCUUACUAAGGAAGCCUGCGAACGCUCCUGCCAACCAGUCUGUGACCAGCCUUCAGACACCGGUCCAUGUAAGAUGUACAAAGAGCGCUAUUACUAUGAUCAGAAGACAAAAACUUGCAAAGAAUUCAUCUAUGGUGGUUGUCAAGGAAAUGGAAACAAUUUUCUUACUAAGGAAGACUGCGAACGCUCCUGCCAAUCAGUCUGUGACCAGCCUUCAGAAACCGGUCUAUGUAAGAUGCACAUAGAUCGCUAUUACUAUGAUAAGAAGACGGGCACUUGCAAGCCUUUCGUCUAUGGCGGUUGUGGCGGAAACGAAAAUAAUUUUGCUACUCAGAAAGACUGCGAGGCUUUGUGCAAACCAGCUAUAAGGUGUGGCUUACCUCCAGUUAGCGGUCCAUGUGAGGCGUACAUUCCGCUCUAUUACUAUGAUCAGGAGACAAAAACUUGCAAGAAAUUCAUCUACGGCGGUUGCAAAGGAAAUGGUAACCAAUUUCAUACUAAAGAAGACUGCGAACGCACCUGCAAACCAGACUGUGGCCAGCCUCUAGACAUCGGGCGAUGUCCUGGGCCCAUACACAGGGGCUUCCGCCUCCCGCACUAUUACUAUGAUCAGAAGACGGGCACUUGCGAGCCUUUCAUCUAUGGCGGUUGUGGUGGAAACAAAAACAAGUUUGAUACUCAGGAAGACUGCGAGGCUUUGUGCAAACCAGCUCAUGUCUGUGACCAGCCUCUAGACGCCAGUCCAUGUAAUACAGGCCCACAAACGGGCACAAACAGAGGCCCAUCCUGCGCUAUUACUAUGAUCAGAAGACGGGCACUUGCGAGUCAUUCCUCUAUGGCGGUUGUGGCGGAAACAAAAACAAGUUUGCUACUCAGAAAGCCUGAGGCUCUGUGCAUAUCAGAUAUAACGUGUAACCCUCCUCCAUUCUUUCCAUCUGAUGAGGACGAUCACGGACCGUUUUCACUUCCAUGGUAUUAUGAUCAGGACACAAAAACUUGCCAGAAAUUCUACUCACACUUUUGUAAAGGAGAUGGAGGCCGAUUUCAUACUUUAGAAGACUGCAAACGCACCUGCAACUCAGACUCUGACCAGCCUCUAAAACCCGAUCCAUGUAAGGGGUACAUAAAGCGCUAUUACUAUGAUAAGAAAACAGGCACUUGCAAGUCUUUCAUCUAUGGCGGCUGUGGCGGAAACGAAAAUAAUUUUGCUACUAAAGAAAAAUGUGAGACUUUGUGCAAACCGAAACCAGUCCAUGGAACCUCACCGAUGUGGCAUUACUAUUGGAUGUCAUCUUUGGACGAUGAGCAUAUGUUCUCUUGAGUGGAGACUGUUUUGUUACGUUCCUUCCAAAAUAUUGUAAGAAGUUGUAUCUUGUUUGAGCUUUCCUGGGCCUUUGUCAUCCAUGGUUCAACCUUUAAAUAAACAUAUUAACUCAGUCUAA
Molecule: messenger RNA, 1800 nt
Organism: Rana temporaria (common frog)
Lineage: Eukaryota; Metazoa; Chordata; Amphibia; Anura; Ranidae
Product: papilin-like
Exons: 10
Coding region: 156-1679 (507 amino acids)
Molecular function (GO): serine-type endopeptidase inhibitor activity
Source: RefSeq, a predicted model, not a curated record